This is a messenger RNA of Vespa velutina, 2123 nucleotides long. Its product is annotated as solute carrier family 23 member 1. Gene Ontology annotation, biological process: transmembrane transport. The coding region runs from base 241 to 1995 and encodes 584 amino acids. The record is from RefSeq and is a predicted model, not a curated record. Gene Ontology annotation, molecular function: transmembrane transporter activity. Lineage: Eukaryota; Metazoa; Arthropoda; Insecta; Hymenoptera; Vespidae. The transcript is spliced from 14 exons. Gene Ontology annotation, cellular component: membrane.
CGAUGAAGACGAAGUAUGUCUUAACAGGCAUUUAGUGAUAUAUCAAGCCACGAUCAUUUCUAUUGGCACAGUACGUCUUUAGCCUCAGAUUAAGGAGGAAGUACUAACGGAGCAUUACAAAACGAUCUGUUCGAAAAAAAGAAGAGAAUAUAAUCGACGAUAAGAAAGUGCAAUUUUCAUUGUUGACAAUAAUCAGACGAAUUAGUUUAUUCGUUGCGUCAUUAACAUCAUCUUGUCGAUAUGAAACAAAACGGAAUACCAUUGAAUGAAAUAGACUUGGAAAAUUCCGCGAUAACUAAUAUCGAGGAAACGAAAAUUUCUAAGAACAGAGGAGCUGAUAUUACUUAUGGCAUUGACGACGUGCCACCGUGGUAUUUGUGCUUCUUUAUGGCACUUCAGCAUUAUCUGACCAUGAUCGGUGCCAUCGUUUCGAUUCCAUUCAUCCUAACGCCAGCACUUUGCAUGGCUGAGGAUGAUCCUGCCAGAAGUUACAUAAUCUCAACGAUGAUCUUUGUAACUGGUCUUGUUACUCUCUUGCAAACUACAAUAGGAUGCAGAUUACCAUUGGUACAAGGUGGUACUAUAUCAUUUUUAGUACCUACCCUUGCUAUAUUGAGUCUACCACAAUGGAAAUGUCCAGCGCCAGAGAUUUUGGAAGCAAUGUCUCACGAAAAUCGUACGGAGUUAUGGCAAAUUCGUAUGAGAGAAUUAUCCGGUGCAAUCGCGAUAUCUGCAUUGUUUCAAGUCAUUGUUGGAUUCGGAGGUAUCAUCGGAUUAAUGUUAAAAUUUAUAACUCCUUUAACGAUAGUACCAACCGUCUCAUUGGUCGGACUAUCUCUUUUCGAGAAUGCUGCGGAAGCUGCAUCGAAACAUUGGGGUAUCGCUGCCGGAACGAUACUAAUGCUCACGAUGUACUCGCAAAUAUUGAUCAAUGUAUCUGUUCCGAUAGUGAUGUAUCGUAAGGGCCAUGGAUUACGAAUCGUCUGGUUCGAAUUGUUUAAAUUAUUUCCCGUACUAUUGACGAUUGUUGUAAUGUGGAUUAUCUGUACGAUUUUAACAGUCACCGAUACUUUGCCCGUUGGUCAUCCUGCUAGAUCAGAUAGUAAAAUAAAAAUUAUCAGUGAUUCUCCAUGGUUUAGAAUUCCAUAUCCUGGUCAAUGGGGAGUACCUACGGUCAGUCUAUCAGGUGUUCUUGGAAUGUUAGCAGGUGUAUUGGCAUGUACAGUAGAAUCUAUCAGUUAUUAUCCUACUACUUCUAGAAUGUGUGGUGCUCCACCUCCACCCGUUCAUGCUAUUAAUCGAGGAAUAGGAAUAGAAGGUCUUGGAACUAUGUUAGCUGGUCUAUGGGGUAGUGGCAAUGGUACAAAUACAUUCGGCGAAAAUGUUGGCACCAUAGGUGUAACAAAAGUAGGAAGCCGUAGGGUCAUACAAUGGGCUUGUGGAUUAAUGAUUUUACAAGGUCUAAUUAGCAAAUUUGGUGCCGUAUUUAUUAUUAUACCAGAACCAAUAGUCGGUGGGAUAUUUUGUGUCAUGUUCGGAAUGAUAUGCGCAUUCGGUCUGUCAGCUUUGCAAUACGUAAAUUUGAACUCUUCGAGGAAUUUAUAUAUUUUAGGAUUUUCUAUCUUCUUCCCUAUGGUAUUAUCGAAAUGGAUGAUAAAACACGCAGAUGUAAUAAAUACAGGGAAUGAUAUUGCCGAUGGCGUUAUUACAGUAUUAUUAAGUACAACUAUUUUAGUUGGCGGUGUGAUUGGUUGUUUAUUAGAUAAUAUAAUACCAGGUACUGACGAGGAACGAGGUUUACUAGCUUGGUCAAAAGAAAUGGAAUUAAAUGUCGAAACGUCAGAAGAAAAACAAAGCGAGGAAUAUGUACCAAAUACAUUUGAUUUUCCUAUUGGAAUGAAAUUAUUAAGAAGAUGGAAAUGGACGUCUUACUUACCAUUUUCACCAACCUAUAAGCCAAAUUCUGGUGUAUGUAAGUGUAGCACAAAAAAAUAAAUGUAUAUAUUUAGGUUAUAUAAAAAAGACUUGUAGAAUAUAUUCGUUAUCGUAUUAUAGAUUAGAUUGAGAUAAGAUAUUAUUUGUAUUAAUUGCGUAUAUCGCAUAAGAAAUGUGCAUUCAUGUUA